This is a messenger RNA of Asparagus officinalis (garden asparagus), 4261 nucleotides long. Its product is annotated as nuclear pore complex protein NUP1-like. The record is from RefSeq and is a predicted model, not a curated record. NCBI's taxonomy places the organism in Eukaryota, Viridiplantae, Streptophyta, Magnoliopsida, Asparagales, Asparagaceae. Gene Ontology annotation, biological process: nuclear membrane organization. The annotation marks the transcript as partial. The transcript is spliced from 9 exons. Gene Ontology annotation, cellular component: nuclear envelope.
CCGGCUUCUCGAUUGAUUGCGAGCGGAGCGUCGAGGCUUUUCUCCUCGAUGUUUCAGAAGCGACUCACUGCUCCUCCGUCGAUCUCAGAGGAAGAUCAUCAAUCCAGAGAAGAUGUUUCUCCAAUCCCUGGCCCUAUCCCUUCCUCUGAAAUAUGGAACAGUAGCAGUCCAUCUGAAAUACCGAACGGCGACACCCCAGCCAAAAUACAGAACAGUGACAAGAAUGAAAACAACCAGACAAAUAAUUCUGACAGUAGUGUCGUUGCUGAACUCGAACAGUUAUUGGAGCAGAAAACAUUUACCAGGGUUGAAUCUGACCGUUUGGCGGAAUUACUGCGUUCAAGAAUGGUCGAAACAGCAAAUGUGGGACGUGAAAAGGAAAAGGAUAGGGUUUUAGUACAAGAUGAUGGAAUUGGGAGCUCAAGAAUACAUAGUCAUAAGGAUGAAGCUGGUUCACCUGAAGAACUUGCAAAAGCAUAUAUGGGCUCAAGGCCUUCAAAAGUUCUUUCAGUUGGAAAAUAUGAUAACCAAGUUUUUCAAGAAGAUGCCCAUUUGCCAAACACACCAUCUACGUCAAAGCGAUUAGACCUUUUAGCUACACCACGAUCUGGUAUACGUUUUUCUGGAAUUCCUGAACAAUCUGAACGUGGUUAUCGGACAGAAAGACCUCCCGGCAGAUCUGCAAUAUAUAGAAUGUCCAGAUCUCCAUAUUUUAAGGUCAAUCCUACGACAAGUAUCCAGGUUGGAGGGCUUUCUCGGGAUGGAUCAUCAUGUCAGUGGACACCAAGUGCUAUGAAGUUACAUGGAAGACAGAGUUUAAAACGGGGUAGUGCAGCCUUAGAUGGCGAGGUUGGAUCUGUUGGCCCCAUUCGCAGGAUUCGCCAGAAAUCUGGUUUGCUGUUGUCUUCCAAAGUGCCACAUUCAUCACUUUCUGGAAAAAUUAUUUCUAAUCAUUCAACCCCUGCUUUUAAAGAUGUUCUGGAAGGUUCUACGUCAGUGCAAAAGACUCUCCUGUUGGAUGAACGAAAAUAUGUCAGCUUAGGUUCAGAGGCUGCAGAAAAUGGAAUUUCUAGUGCUACUAUGAUUCCAUUGCAGUCGAGUGAAACAGCACAGAAAUUGUUCCAGCAACUGGAUAAACUAUUACCUUCACCAAAAGAGAAAUCAGCUGAACCGAAAAUGAUUGCCAGAGAUGAAUCCCCUUCUAAGUUGACGCUUGGUAUGUUGCAUGGAAGUGCACUAAGAAGCAUGGAAGAUAUACCUUCCAAAUUUUUUACUGUGGAAGGGCAUGGUCAAAUAGGUACUUCUAGUGCUUCACCAAACAUUGGAAGUUCUCACUCUCUGAAACUAGAUAUGGUCAAAGAGAAUGGUCCAGAUUCUGUUAGUUUAGGAAUGAAGUCGGCAUCUGAAGCCAACGGUGUGAGCAAUGUUCCCAUACCCUCUGAAUACGUCAAGCAUGGUGUGAGAUCUGAAAAUAUUGCCAUUGCAAGGAACGUUGGACAUGCUGUACCCAAAAAGCCAGCUUUCCAAAUGAGUGCUCCUGAGGAUUCAUUUGAACUGGAUGAUGAUGAUGAUGACAAUUUGAAGGACUCCUCUGUUCCGUUAACUACAGCUGAGGAUGAUGGUGACACAAAGACAUCCAAGCAGACUAAUAUCAUUUCUGAAAGAGUAAUACCAGAGAGCCCUACAACUUCAUCCCAGGGUAUGCCUGUUUCAAGUUCAGAAUCAUUAAAGAAAGCUGACAAGAAGCCUGUCAUUACACCUGUUGUUACUGAAAAGAGCAAUGGCUUUGCAUUCCCAGUUUCAUCUGAUCCCUUCAGUCAGUUUCAGUCACCUCCAACACCUACUAUGGCCAUCCCACAGUCAGAUGGGCCAGAAGCACGUAAGGAGCAGACAACAUCUCCUAUAUUUAGCUUUGGAUCCAAUGGUGCCAAUUCAUCAUCAUUUUCAUCAAGCACCGCCACCGUUAAUGAUUUUUCAGGCAUAAAAUUUGGUGAAGGGUCAAGAUCAAAACCGAAAUCAGGCACCAGCAGCUACACUACAACUUCAGCAGAACGAUCUGCCUUGGAUAAAAACGCUAAGGAAACGGCUGGAGAUAUAUUCAAACCAUUUGGAAAUACCGUUACCUCUGGGAUUUCAACACUGUCUACACCUCCCAUAUCUGGUUUUGGCACUUCUGCUGCUUCCAGCCUCAGUAAUGGCUCACUACAUUCAUCUUCACCUGCAUUUCCAGUUCCUGGUCAAACACCUGUCACUCUUUCUGAAGCUUCUGUGUCCAUGAACAAUACUGCCACUGCAUCCAGUUCCAGCAGUUUAUCUGUUUCAUCAGCAGCAGCUACUUUCUCUACUGUAUCUUCAAUCCAGUUUGCCUCUGAUAUAUCCAAGACCUCUCCUAUUCCAGCUUCUCAACUUGUAGAUGGCCCUAAUUUACCUAUUUUUGAAGCAAACUCUAUCCAGUCCUCACCAUUGCACUUAUCUAGUUCCACAGUUCAAGGUACAUCUUCUGUGUCACUGUUUCAAUCAGUUCCAAGUUUUAACAGCGGCAGUUCAUCUUCAGCACUUUCAACACCAGUGAUAAGUUCAGGCAUGGGUACUUUUUCUGCAACUGCAUCUCUAUUUUCAAGCACGGGUGGGAUGAGUUCUUCUGCUGCACUAUCACCUGCGUUUCCAAGUACAGCAAGCAAUGUUUUUGGGUUCAACACUUCAACACAAUCUACUAGCUCAAUAGCAUCAUUUGCUAACAGUUCUUCUAAGAAUUCUACUAGUACUAUUUUUGGCACCACUGGUGGAGCUACCUGUUCUAGCCCAUUGCUUGCAAAUAAUUCUUCUCAGAACUCUACUGCCAAUACAACUAGUGCCACUGGGGUAUCAAUAUUUGGUACACAAUCAACUCAACCUGGUAGUGGAACCUCUCAGAUAACUCAGAGCUCCACAAGUCAGUUUGGUUCAUUUUCUUCAUCUACUCCCUUUGGUUUUGUCAACUCUUCCUCAGGUGGUUUUGGUGCUUCGUCAAUUGCUCCUGCAAUUUCGGAUGCCCAACCUUUUUCUUCAGGUUCUGGAUUUUCUUUUUCUUCUGGUGUUUCCUCUUGCGCUGGUAGCAGCUCAUCCUUUGCUCCAGUAGCUACCUCUAGUUUGUUUGGUUCCAAUCCUCAGCCAUCUACCAAUACUUCUCCAUCUACGGGAUUUUCGUUUGGUACAUCUUCUGCUUCGAACAGUUCAGCUUUCAUUUUCAGUUCUUCAUCUGGUUCUAGCACUUCAACUUUUGCUUUCGGUGGAUCAUCCGGUUCAAGCAAUUCAACUUUUAAGUUUGGUUCAUCAUCUGGUUCAGGGUUUGCAUUCAAUUCAGCUGCUGCUACUGCCUCAUCAACCCCUUCCUCUCCAGCUCCUGUAUUUGGAAUAUCCAACCCAGCUAUGGGAUUAGUUUCAAGUUCUCCCGGAAAUGAUCAAAUGAAUGAAGAUAGCAUGACUGAUGACACAAAUCAAGCUGGAAUUUCCUCGGUUCCGACAUUUGGUCAACCAGCGAAUAAUAAUCAAGCUGGACUUUCCUUGGUUCCAACAUUUGGGCAACCAGCCAAUAAUAAUCAAGCUGGAAUUUCCUCGGUUCCAACAUUUGGGCAACCAGCCAAUAAUCCACCGCCUGCACAAUCUUUUAUAUUUGGUUCUCCGGCAGUUCAGCCAGGUGCACCAUCUGCCUUCCAAUUUGGUGGGAAUCAGAAUUUGUCUUUUCCUCAAAAUCCAUCACCAUUUCAACCAACUGCUAACGUGGAGUUCACCGCUGGAGGGAGUUUCUCUUUGGGUAGCGGUGGUGGUGAUAAAUCUGGGAGAAGAUACGUGAAGGUUAAACGGGAUAAGCUGAGGAGGAAGUGAGGUCAAGAUUUUCUUCCUUUUAGAGAGGUAAGCUCCUUGUCACCCAGGUGCUUGAUAUUUCAUUGAAAAGACAAAUUUAUCUACACACAGAUAUCAGUUUGCCAUUUAAAUUUUUCUGUAACAUUUGAAAUCCACUAUUUGUUGUACUACCCCCACCCCCCAACCCCCCCUUUCAGGUUUUGUAGUUGCAAUUUUGGUUCAGUUGUAGCGAGUGCUUAGGAGAUAUUUGCCUUGUGCUGAGCACUAAUGUGUUGGUGGUCGUACUUGUUUUUGUAACAUAGAAAGCAUAAUAUAUAUCCCUUGGUAAUCUGUUAGUUAGUUGUGUCUCUCUUGUGCUUCCUUCCUGUUGGUCGUUGGACGAAGUUUACCCUGUAAAAACGUAGUUAAUUAAACCUUU